Messenger RNA from Crotalus tigris (Tiger rattlesnake), 1447 nucleotides. It is a transcript of the gene NMU, whose product is annotated as neuromedin U. Bases 158 to 715 code for a protein of 185 amino acids. NCBI's taxonomy places the organism in Eukaryota, Metazoa, Chordata, Lepidosauria, Squamata, Viperidae. Gene Ontology annotation, molecular function: neuromedin U receptor binding. The transcript has 9 exons. Gene Ontology annotation, biological process: regulation of smooth muscle contraction. The record is from RefSeq and is a predicted model, not a curated record.
GGCUGACCUCGCUCCCCGGAGCCGUCCAGUCGCCGCCUUCCCCAGAUCCGGGAGAUUUAAAAGCGGCAGCGCUCCCGCCCAGCACUUCCAAAGCAUCGGCAGAGCGGCAGGGAAAAAGCCAAGGAAACGAGCAGGAGCGCCGGCGGAAAGAGGCACCAUGCGAAGAGAGAGCGCUUGCAGCACCCAGCCGGAGCUGCGCCCGUUGCCGGCAGCAGCCUUUGCUCAGGACGGCAGCCCCGGCAAAGCCGGUCGCCCCAGCCGGGGGAAGCCGGGUCCCGGAAUACCCUGGAGGUUGCUGCUCGCCUUGCUGGCCUUUGGGGUGAGCUCCUGCAAAGGUGCACCAGUGGUGUCCCAUGUUCUCCAAGGAGAAAAAGUGUGGAAUGAGAUAGAGGAUAUGUGUUCUGCUAUCCCAGCUAUAGAUACUCUGCCUCAGCCAUCCAAUGCACUGGAAGAAUUUUGCUUUAUGGUUCUGGAAUUUCUACAGAAUGAUAAGCUAUCUCCCCAACGGGGCUUCUGUAGGCGGCUGGUUAGCAGAAUCAUUGCUCAAAUUCCAUUGGUCACACACCCUAUGCUGCCACUGGUGCCCCAACUUCAUGACCGGAGACAGAAGAGAUACAAAGCGGAUGAAGAACUUCAAAUACCUGGAGGAGUUCAAAGUAGACGAUACUUUAUGUUCCGACCACGUAAUGGAAGAAGAUCAGCUACUUUCUAUUAAAAAGGCUUGUUCUUGGAUCACUUCCACGGCUGCAGAAAAAAUGGACAUCUUAUGCGCUAUUAAAUGUCAAAGCUUUUUUUAAAGAUACCCUAUCCACAAUACAAAAUUCUUACAAUUAAAAAUGCAAACUUCUGCAUGUUUACUCACAAAGAAGUUAUUGUUUAAUGGGGCUUACGCUCACAUUAGCGUGUACAGGUUUGCAAUCUAAAGUACAAUUUUUAAAGCAUCUUAAAAUUAUUCUGUUCCCUUGUGUUACAGUUUUUGAAAUGGUGUGAAAUUAAAUUAUAAACAAAAGUGUUGUAAUGGACCUUGUCAGUUGAGUGAAUGCUACAUACAUAUAGAUUUUUUCCUCCUUUAUUGUAAAUAAAAACAUUCAGUAGAGAGUUGUUUUUAAUGAGAGUAUUUUAAUGAGAAUGUUACUGGUUGUUAGUGCCAUAUUUCUGUGCUUUGAGUCUUACGAUUUCCAAUUUGGCUUACGUGUUUUUUCAAUACAACUAGUGCACUAAUAUCCAAAAUAUUUUUAAAUGGGCCUUUCUUGCAUAUUAUGAUAUUAUGAUGUUUCUGCUGAUGAAGCAGGAGAGCAUUGGAAGUGGGGUUAACAGAAAUGAGGAAUGUUCAAAAUCUUGAUUUCAUCUCUUUUGUUACCAUCUAUACUUAAACAUUCCAUGCCUGUGGCGUUCAACUUUAAUGACACACUGUCUUGUACUUAGCCUUUUAAACUUUUUUGAAAAA